Messenger RNA from Poecile atricapillus (Black-capped chickadee), 2000 nucleotides. Its product is annotated as cytochrome P450 2W1-like. The coding region runs from base 99 to 1601 and encodes 500 amino acids. The transcript is spliced from 9 exons. Gene Ontology annotation, molecular function: heme binding; iron ion binding; oxidoreductase activity, acting on paired donors, with incorporation or reduction of molecular oxygen, reduced flavin or flavoprotein as one donor, and incorporation of one atom of oxygen. Gene Ontology annotation, cellular component: intracellular membrane-bounded organelle; cytoplasm. NCBI's taxonomy places the organism in Eukaryota, Metazoa, Chordata, Aves, Passeriformes, Paridae. The record is from RefSeq and is a predicted model, not a curated record. Gene Ontology annotation, biological process: xenobiotic metabolic process.
UGCAGAGAGCAAACAGAAAGCCAGCUGGCAGAAACUGAACAGUGCCACUGCAAUUUUAUUGCUUCUAACCCCAAAAACCAGAUUAUUACUAAAAAAAAAUGUCUUUUUUAAUUUCAUUUCUCUCUGAUCCUGCAUUAGUUUGUCUGCUGUGUGCAGCAGUAUUAUUAGCUGUAGCCUAUUUUUCAACUGGCUAUAAAAAUCCAGCUUUUAAAUUACCUCCUGGUCCAACUCCUCUUCCGAUCAUUGGUAACCUGCACUUGGUGGAUCUUAGAAGGCAAGAUAAAUCACUAAUGAAGCUUGCAGAAAAAUACGGCCCCAUCUUCACCCUCCACUUUGGGUUCCAGAAAGUUGUGGUCCUGACCGGGUACGAAGUUGUGCGAGAGGCGCUUGUGAACUACACAGAGGAGUUUGUAGACAGACCAUCCAUCCCAAUAUUUGACCAAAUUCAGAAUGGAAACGGUCUGUUCUUCUCCAUCGGGGAGCUGUGGAGGACAACGCGCAGAUUCACCGUCUCCAGCAUGCGCAACCUUGGCAUGGGGAAACAAAUGAUAGAAGGCAGAAUCUUUGAGGAGCUUCACUUCCUCAUCGAGAUGAUCAAAUCCUUCAAAGGGGAACCUUUCAACCUGCCGUCCUUCAACUGCGCUCCCAUCAACGUCACCUUCAUCAUGCUCUUUGGGGACAGGUUUGACUACAAGGACCCAACAUUUCUCACUCUCUUAAGACUCAUAGAUGAAGUUAUGAUUCUUCUGGGAUCCCCAAAUUUAAAUUAUUUCAAUUUCUACCCGUUCCUUGGAUUUCUUUUCAAAACCCACAAGAUUAUGCUCAAGAAAAUCGAAGAUGUGCGUGCCAUUUUAAGGCAAUACAUGAAGGCAAGCAGGGAGGAUAUCAAUGAGAACAGUGUGAGGAGCUACAUCGAUGCACUGAUAUUCAAGCAACAAGAGGAGAAGAACAAGAAAGACAGCCUCUUCCAUGAUGACAACUUAAUGGCAUCCAUACUUGACCUGGUCAUGGCUGGAACAGAGACCAUUGCCACCACACUCCAGUGGUCCAUCCUGCUCAUGAUGAAGUACCCAGAGAUUCAAAAAAAGGUUCAGGAGGAGAUUGGGAGAACGGUCAAAGCUGGGAGCUGGGCCACUUAUGAGGACAGGAAGAGCAUGCCCUACACCAACGCGGUGCUGCACGAAGUGCAGAGGUUCAUCACCCUCCUGCCACACGUGCCCCGCUGCACUGCUGUUGACACCCACUUCAGAGGCUACUUCCUUCCCAAGGGUAUAAUUGUAAUCCCAUCCCUUACCUCAGUGCUGCUGGAUAAAACACAAUGGGAGACACCACAUGAGUUCAACCCCAACCACUUUCUUGAUGCUGAAGGGAAUUUUGUAAAGAAAGGAGCUUUCCUGCCCUUCUCCACAGGGCGGCGGAACUGCAUCGGAGAAAGCCUGGCCAAGAUGGAGCUGUUUGUCUUCUUUGUGGGCUUGCUCCAAACAUUCACUUUCCGACCCCAGCCGGGAGUUUCAGAGUCUGACUUGGACCUCACCGUCCCCCAAACGACUUUCACAUUAAGGCCUCAGCCUCAGGCAACGUGUGCUGUGCUGAGGGAAUAACCACGGCCUUGGCCCAGAGCCUCGGGGUCCAAGAGCCCAACUUUGCUCAAACUCUCCAUCCCCCCAUCCUGCCACACCAUCACAUCCCCUUCCCACCAUCUCCAUCCACUGCCCCUCACUGCUCCAUCCCCCCAGGGCUGCUCUUUGCUCCUGUGCUGUGGGGGAGAUGCAAAGGCAAACCCUGGUGCUCACAAUCACACCCCACCUCUCAAGACAGACCAUGCACGGAGCUGGUGAAGGGACCAGGCUGCUGCUCUGGUGGAGGGGAUGCAGCCCAUGAGCAGCAGGGACAACACCAGGCACCCAGGAUCACCACGGUGCUGUCACAGAAAUCUGCUCGGAAUUCUGAGGAGGAACAAACCACGGUUUGCUGGAGGCCGCAGAAAGACGCCAUGGAUC